This is a messenger RNA of Phyllostomus discolor (pale spear-nosed bat), 5457 nucleotides long. It is a transcript of the gene NLGN1, whose product is annotated as neuroligin 1. Gene Ontology annotation, cellular component: cell surface; synapse; postsynaptic specialization membrane. The transcript is spliced from 7 exons. Gene Ontology annotation, biological process: modulation of chemical synaptic transmission; chemical synaptic transmission; neuron cell-cell adhesion. Gene Ontology annotation, molecular function: signaling receptor activity; neurexin family protein binding. The coding region runs from base 1075 to 3606 and encodes 843 amino acids. The record is from RefSeq and is a predicted model, not a curated record. Lineage: Eukaryota; Metazoa; Chordata; Mammalia; Chiroptera; Phyllostomidae.
GGAUUGAAAUCCCUGCAAUAUUACCUCGAGCCACUAGGGGUAUCUUUGUACCAUUUUUCAUCUGUACCGAUUUGGAGUAGAAACCUAUAUUAGUGGAAAACCAGGGUCCUCGGCAUUUUUGCGAGCAGUGCACCCAGAAUCCAAAAAGAUUUUUAAAAAGAAGAAAGAAGGCAAGAAAGAAACCACAGUUCUUUCCGUCACCCGAACUGGGCUAUGAAAUCGCUCUCUAUUGAACAUCAGCACCGGGGAUUCAUUUUUGAGGUCAAUUUCCAAUCGAGAUAAAUCUAUUGGAUUAGUAGGAUUAUCUGAUUGCAGCUGAAAGAAGUAACGUUGUUCGAUCAUUUGUAUUUCUUGCCUGAUGGUCGGAUUUAUAUGGAGGUGGCUUUGGGUCCCCAGGAUUCAGGAUCCUGGUUGCAGCUGGAGAGAAAAAAAGAUCAAUCGACACGUUUUGGAAGUGUUCGUGGGUGAAUAAAAAAAAAAAAAAAGAAAGAAAAAAGAAAAAAAGGAGGGGGCGCAAAACUGGGGUUGCGGCCGCUUAAAGAAGAAAAAAAAUAAAGGAAGCAUCUUGAAUUCUGAAACAAUAUAACGAGGGUGCUCAAGACUCAAAAAAACAAAAAAGGUAUAGAAACUGGUAAAUACUUUGACCAAUUCAGCUUCAAUCUGAAGGCGAAGUGUUGUAGAAACUGUCUCCUUGAAUUAUUGGAAGGGGACUGGGGGAAGAUGAGGGGUCUCCCUCUCUGGAUUUAUCUUAUUGAGGGAUUUAGACCUGCAGCUAACUGGAUUUGAUUUAUAAGAGGGAAAUCCACAGUCAAUGGCCACUCUCACUGCAUGGCUACCAUGGAAUACAGAAUGGUCAAUAGGAUAUGGUCUGAUAAGUAGUGAUGAUUGAAGAUGCUCCUUCAACACCUGUGAAAUCAAUGGGAGGUCCUGGCUGCAAGAAAAGCUUUCUGAGCUUUUCUCGACAAGCUCACCUUUAAGAAAGGAGGUGUACUCUGCCAUUAUAAGGUCUCUCUCAAGUGGAUACAAAUACUUUGCCUCACUGUAACCGGACAACUGGACAACUAAUGUGGGACCAUGGCACUACCCAGAUACACGUGGCCAAAUUAUGUUUGGAGAGCAGCGAUGGCAUGCUUGGCACACAGGAGAUCGGGUGCCUCAUUGACUCUCUGUGUGUUGGGAUGUUUGCUCCAGGCUGCCCAGGUGAUCUCCCAAAAACUGGAUGAUGCAGAUCCACUGGUGACUACCAACUUUGGCAAGAUAAGAGGGAUUAAAAAAGAACUCAAUAAUGAAAUUUUGGGGCCUGUUAUUCAGUUUCUUGGGGUUCCAUAUGCAGCACCACCAACAGGGGAACAUCGUUUUCAGCCUCCGGAACCACCGUCUCCCUGGUCAGAUGUCAGGAAUGCCACACAGUUUGCUCCAGUGUGUCCCCAGAAUAUCAUUGAUGGCCGAUUGCCAGAAGUCAUGCUUCCUGUGUGGUUUACUAAUAACUUGGAUGUGGUUUCAUCAUAUGUACAAGACCAGAGUGAAGAUUGCCUGUAUUUAAACAUAUAUGUCCCAACUGAGGAUGGUCCCCUUUCAAAGAAACAGACAGAUGAUUUAGGUGAUAAUGACGGUGCUGAAGAUGAAGAUAUUCGGGACAGUGGGGGCCCCAAACCAGUGAUGGUGUAUAUCCAUGGUGGCUCAUAUAUGGAAGGUACUGGAAAUUUGUAUGAUGGGAGUGUCUUGGCAAGUUAUGGCAAUGUGAUCGUCAUCACAGUCAACUAUCGACUUGGGGUACUUGGUUUCUUGAGCACAGGGGAUCAGGCUGCAAAAGGAAACUAUGGACUCCUUGAUCUCAUACAGGCUUUAAGAUGGACUAGUGAGAACAUUGGAUUCUUUGGUGGUGACCCCUUAAGAAUCACUGUUUUUGGAUCUGGCGCUGGGGGUUCAUGUGUCAAUCUUCUGACUUUAUCCCAUUAUUCUGAAGGUAACCGUUGGAGCAAUUCAACCAAAGGACUUUUUCAACGAGCAAUAGCUCAAAGUGGAACAGCCCUUUCCAGCUGGGCUGUUAGUUUCCAACCUGCAAAAUAUGCGAGAAUGUUGGCCACAAAAGUUGGUUGCAAUGUUUCAGACACAGUAGAAUUAGUGGAAUGCCUACAGAAGAAGCCUUACAAAGAACUUGUUGACCAAGAUAUUCAACCAGCACGAUACCACAUAGCCUUUGGACCUGUGAUUGAUGGUGAUGUAAUACCCGAUGACCCUCAGAUAUUGAUGGAGCAAGGAGAGUUCCUCAACUAUGACAUAAUGUUAGGGGUUAACCAAGGAGAGGGAUUAAAAUUUGUUGAGAAUAUAGUAGAUAGUGAUGAUGGUAUAUCAGCUAGUGAUUUUGACUUUGCUGUUUCCAAUUUUGUUGAUCAUUUAUAUGGAUAUCCAGAAGGCAAAGAUGUUUUGAGAGAAACCAUUAAAUUCAUGUAUACUGACUGGGCUGACCGUCAUAACCCUGAAACCAGAAGAAAGACAUUAUUGGCCUUGUUUACGGACCAUCAGUGGGUGGCACCAGCUGUAGCUACAGCAGAUCUUCACUCAAACUUUGGUUCACCUACAUAUUUCUAUGCCUUUUACCAUCAUUGCCAAACAGAUCAGGUACCAGCUUGGGCUGAUGCAGCUCAUGGAGAUGAGGUUCCCUAUGUGCUAGGAAUCCCCAUGAUUGGACCUACAGAGUUAUUUCCUUGCAAUUUCUCCAAAAAUGAUGUGAUGCUGAGUGCAGUUGUAAUGACAUACUGGACAAAUUUUGCUAAAACCGGUGACCCAAAUCAACCAGUCCCUCAAGACACAAAAUUCAUUCAUACCAAACCUAAUCGUUUUGAAGAAGUAGCAUGGACCAGAUAUUCCCAGAAAGAUCAACUGUAUCUCCAUAUUGGAUUAAAACCAAGAGUUAAAGAACAUUAUAGAGCCAAUAAGGUGAACCUCUGGUUGGAGCUUGUACCUCAUCUGCAUAAUCUCAAUGACAUUUCUCAGUAUACCUCUACAACAACUAAAGUGCCAUCAACCGACAUCACUUUCAGACCUACGAGAAAAAAUUCUGUACCUGUCACAUCAGCCUUUCCCACUGCCAAGCAGGAUGAUCCCAAACAACAACCAAGUCCAUUUUCAGUGGAUCAAAGGGACUACUCCACCGAGCUGAGCGUCACCAUAGCAGUUGGUGCAUCACUGCUAUUUCUGAAUAUCUUGGCAUUUGCAGCUCUUUACUACAAAAAGGAUAAGAGGAAACAUGAUGUUCAUAGGAGAUGCAGCCCUCAGCGUACUACUACCAACGAUCUGACCCAUGCACAAGAAGAGGAGAUCAUGUCCCUCCAAAUGAAGCACACUGAUUUGGAUCAUGAAUGUGAGUCCAUCCAUCCACAUGAGGUGGUUCUGCGGACCGCCUGCCCCCCAGAUUACACACUAGCUAUGAGGAGGUCACCAGAUGAUGUUCCCUUAAUGACGCCCAACACCAUCACGAUGAUUCCCAACACUAUACCGGGGAUUCAGCCCUUACACACAUUCAACACAUUUACUGGAGGACAGAACAAUACGCUGCCCCAUCCCCAUUCCCACCCCCAUUCACAUUCAACAACCAGGGUAUAGCCAGAUAAGAGAAACAAACUCUAUUUUUUUGAUGGAUUGCAGUAUAAGAUUACUGAAGAUUCCGUGGCUUUCAACCUACAAGACUCUUACUAUUUAAAUAAGGAGGAAUAUUAUGUGAAUAUACAUAUCAAGAACUUUGGGGGUUUUGAAAAAAAUGAAUUGUAUAUAUAUAUACACAAAUCAACUUUAAAAUGAAUUUCAAUUGCUUGAAGCAAUUGUUCUGAAUGAUACUUUUUCAUUCACAUUCAAGAAUUAAUUUUUUGAAGAUUUAUGUUCAUGAUGGAAUUAGGCAUGUGGAACACCAAACAGGAAAGAACUAUGUCUGAAAUAUAAAAAAUAAAAAUAAAAAAACAACCAUGAAUAUGCACAAGGGACACACCAAUGGAAUGUCAGAUAAUUUUCACCAGUUUUUAUUUGGAGCAGUUUAUUGUGUGUAGACCACAUUUACAUGUUUGGAUAAGUACACAAAGCACCAAUGCUGUUAAUGCUGGGCCUUAGCGGAGGCUCAUGCUGAAAUUUGCCAGUAAAACAAAGAAGUUUAAAGACUGGCAGGUACCACAUUAUCACUUAAGUGCUGUCAGUAUAAAGUUGUGGGGAUAAAGGAAACUGGAUAUUUUUAGCACGAUGUGCAUGAUAAUUUAUAUGCUUGGUGGCUGUGCUGCUGAUUAAGCUGUAAUUAAAAUUCUUCUCAUCCCAUUGGAAUUUUAAUAGAAGCUUCUUCCAUCAAUUGGCAGAACCUAAAGAAGAUUUUAAGGGGCAAAAGUAAUUACAAUUAAAUAAUUCACAGUAGUUUCAAUAAUAGAAGGAAUUAGUUAUAAAGGUAUUUGAAGAAACUAUAGGCAUAGUGGUGAAUAGUCGCUGAUAUGAAUCCCAGAACAAACAAUUUCCUGUGUUUUUAAUGUUCUUUUCAUUCCCAUCUAAAUAAUUUAUAAAAAUAUAACCCUAAUUGGAUAUGUGUUACAGGAUCUAUAAUUUGCUGUGGUUUUUGUUACUCUGUAUUUUGUUCCUUUUGGUAAGAUGAAGUGUGUCCAAAGAGUUACUUGCAACAGUCUUUUAUAAUAUGAGGAUGCCCCAAAUUACCACUCUGAUUACAGUUCUCAGUUAAUUGAUUUACUCAUGUUGCAUGACAAAAUGUUUACUACUAAUAAUUCAAUAUAAAGUUAUGUCCCUCCUCACAUCACGUAUCUUUCUCACUGAGGUUCGUUCACUGCAGUUUGCUCAUGCAAUCUCAGUAGAGUACAACGUAGAUGCAGAACCUAGAAAGAGAGUCAACACCAGGAGGAUUUUAGUCUUACACAAAUGUGUGAUUUUAAAUGAAUAUUCUAAGACCACAGGAAACUCUUCAUCCCCUGUUGUUUACCAGUAACAGUAUAUCACAGACCUUUCCAAAUGUUUGUAUAUGUAAUCAGAUGUACAUUUGUAUUAAAAAAAUUGAGAUGGACUUAAAGAGCACAUCCUAAUAAAUACUUUCUCUCUUACCUGUACUAUAUUUCUAUUAGACUAAAGUUAUGUGAUUUUUUUUUACAUUUUUUCAGAUGACUAGCAAUUUUGAUAGUUUGUAAGAUAAUGCAAAGAACUUUCUCUGACAAACUAACUGCAGUAACAGAAACCUUUCUUUUCAGUUACUCUUUUUCAAGAAUGAAAGCUUAUUAUACAAAAAAAAUUGUAUACUACUUGAUGGAACCAACUUUGUACAUCUUGGCCAUGUCACUGGUCAUUGCGUGAAAUAAAGAUAAUCUGGAUAAUGACUAUUAGUCCAAUGAUAAGAGACAUGAUCUUUGCUCAUUAAAGAGCUAAAAUGUUUAUUGCUGUUUUGUCUUUUUUUAAGAAAAAAACAAACAAAAGAAACUU